Molecule: messenger RNA, 5211 nt
Organism: Sander lucioperca (pikeperch)
Lineage: Eukaryota; Metazoa; Chordata; Actinopteri; Perciformes; Percidae
Gene: llgl2
Product: LLGL scribble cell polarity complex component 2
Exons: 27
Coding region: 337-3354 (1005 amino acids)
Biological process (GO): cortical actin cytoskeleton organization; establishment of spindle orientation; regulation of Notch signaling pathway
Cellular component (GO): cortical actin cytoskeleton; cytoplasm; plasma membrane
Molecular function (GO): GTPase activator activity; myosin II binding
Source: RefSeq, a predicted model, not a curated record
CAAACAGUGAAGUUUAGCCUAGCAGGAAGCACCGAGGCUACCACUACAGCGGUGGAAAAAGAAACACCAGUCAGUCCCAGUUUUAGUUUUUUUAUCGGGGCUCAUUCGUGUUAUUUCCUCGGCAAAUACGCUGCCGCUUGGGUCCUGGGACUACUCGCUUACGUUUUCUCCGACUUUAUAUGAGGAGAGAGCUCUUAGCCAACUAAAUCCCCCGACACUGGCCGGGGGUGGACUCUUAUCCAGCGGCUGUAAACGGUGGACGUCGGCUGAGCAACGGCUGUUUUGAAUCAGCGUGCGUCAGUGGGCCUGCAGGCUCCACGCUGGUGCUGAGACAGGAUGAAGAGGUUCAGGCGACACGGCCAGGAGUCCCAGAGAGAUCGGCUCAAACAGGAACUCUUCCAGUUCAACAAGACAGUGGAGCAUGGAUUCCCCCACCAGCCCAGCGCUCUGGGCUACAGUCCCUCCCUGCAGCUGCUGGCCAUCGGCACCCGCUCCGGGGCCAUCAAACUGUAUGGAGCUCCAGGCGUGGAGUUCAUGGGUCUACAUGAUGAGAAUGCUGCCGUCACACAGGUGCACUUCCUCCCCUGCCAGGUUGAAUUGGUGACUCUUCUGGAUGACAACAGUCUUCACAUGUGGACUUUAAGAGCUCAUAAGGGACUCUCUGAACUUCUGGAGAUAGGACGCUUCACACUCACUGGGCCACCUGGUGCCCCUCCAAGUGUGACCAGAGUGACGGCAGUGCUGGCUCACUCCUCCGGGGAGCUGCUGCUGUUGGGGACAGAAGGAGGACACGUCUUUGUCGUUGAAGUCCCAGGGUUCAGAGAGCUGGAGGAGAGAAACAUUAGUCUGGACCAAGUGGCCAGCAGUGUACCAGACGACUACAUCGGCCGCAGGAAUCUGGAACACGUAGAGGCCUUACAGGAGAACCCGGUCAACCCGAACCAGGUUGUUAUUGGCUACGGACGAGGUCUCAUGGUCAUCUGGGAUCUGGAAAGACAGUGUGCCGUCCAGCACAUCCCUGCCACGCAGCAACUGGAGAGUGUGUGGUGGACCGAGGACGGAGGCUACAUUCUCAGUUCACACAGCGAUGGGAGUUACUGUCAGUGGAUGGUGAGUGGCGAGGACGAGGACGAGGAGAAAUCCGACAUUCCUUAUGGACACUUCCCCUGCAAGGCCAUUUCUAAAAUAGUUCAGCUACCUACAGAAGAAGGGCCUCCGUUCCUCCUGUUCAGCGGUGGUAUGCCCAGGGCCAGCUACGGGGACAGACACUGUAUCACAGUGAUCCACAGUAAAACACACGUGGCUCUGGACUUCACCUCCAGGAUCAUCGACUUCUUCACCAUCAGAGACGGCCCGCAGCACACAGGAGACCCCAGUGCGCUGGUGGUGCUGGUGGAGGAGGAGCUGGUAGUGAUUGACCUGCAGACGGAGGGCUGGCCCGUCAUCCAGACACCGUACCUGGUUCCCCUCCACAGCUCGGCCAUCACCUGCUCCCACCACGUCUCCGCCAUCCCCCUCAAACUGUGGGAGAGGGUCAUCGCCGCUGGAGAACUGCAGAACACACACUACUCCAAAAAGCCAUGGCCAAUAACAGGAGGCCAGAACCUGGCCCCAGACCCUCCGCAGAGAGACCUGCUGCUCACAGGGCAUGAGGACGGGACAGUGCGUUUCUGGGAUGCAUCAGGAGUCUGUUUGUAUCCCAUGUACAAGUUAAGCACAGCUGGAGUGUUCCACACAGAUGCUGACCCCAAUGAUAACAUGAACCAAGGCACCGAAGGAGAGUGGCCGCCAUUCAGAAAGGUUGGCUGUUUUGACCCUUACAGUGAUGACCCGAGGCUCGGCGUUCAGAAGAUCCACCUUUGUAAAUACAGUGGUUAUCUGACUAUAGCUGGCACAGCUGGACAGAUCCUGGUGCUGGAACUGAACGAUGAGGCAGCGGAGCAGACCGUGGAGGCUAAAGUUGUGGAUCUGCUGCAGGGCCAAGAGGGCUUCCGCUGGAAGGGCCACACUCGGCUGGACGUGCGAGAGGAGCCGGUGCUGUUUCCUCCAGGGUUCCAGCCUUUUGCUCUGGUCCAGUGCCAGCCUCCUGCCGUGGUCACCGCCCUCACCCUGCACUCGGAGUGGAAGCUGGUAGCUUUUGGCACCAGCCACGGCUUUGGCCUAUACGAUUACCAACAGAAGAACAACGUCCUCAUCAAGUGCACCCUCAACCCCACUGACCAGCUGGCCAUGGAGGGCCCUCUGUCCAGGGUGAAGAGCAUAAAGAAAUCCCUCCGACAGUCCUUCAGGAGAAUCCGACGCAGCAGAGUCUCGCUGAGGAAACAUCACGUCCACAACGCUGCCAAGCUCCAGGAGGCGAACGCUCGUCUGGAGGCUGAACUGGCAGAGAUGGAGCUGGCUCCUGUCCAGAGGAAGAUCGAGGCUCGCUCCUCAGACGACUCAUUCACCGGUCUCGUACGGACCAUCUACUUCGCCGACACCUUCCUCUCAGACAGUUCACAUAGCACACCCUCCCUAUGGGCAGGGACCAAUGGCGGCUGUGUGUUUGCAUACAUGCUCCGCCUUCCUCCUGUAGAGCACAGGGCAGAAGAACCAGUAACCGCACAGCCAGCUAAGGAGAUCCAGCUGAUGCACCGGGCUCCUGUUGUUGGGAUAGUGGUGCUGGACGGUCACGGAGCUCCUCUGCCUGAGCCCCUAGAGGUGGCCCACGACCUGGCUCGCUCCCCGGACAUGCAGGGCUCACACCACCUCCUGGUCAUCUCUGAGGAGCAGUUUAAGGUGUUCACCCUGCCCAAGGUGAGCGCUAAGAUGAAGCUGAAGCUGACGGCCGUGGAUGGCUCCAGAGUUCGGAGGGUGGGCGUGGCCUGGUUCGGCAGCAAUCGCUCGGAGGACUAUGGCGAGAGCGGCUUGGUGGUUCUGACCAACCAGGGCGACGUCCAUGUGGUGUCGCUACCGACGGUCAAGAUGCAGGUCCAUUACCCCUGUGUACGCCGGGAGGACGUCAGCGGCAUCGCCUCCUGUGUCUUCACCAAGCACGGCCAGGGCUUCUACCUGAUCUCUCCAUCCGAGUUUGAACGGUUCUCUCUGUCCACCCGCUGCGUGGUGGAGCCUCGCUGUCUGGUGGAGGUUCCUCUUCAUCCAGGCUCCUCCAACAAACACAGGCCACAGCCUGAUGGAGCUUCAUCAGCUCAUAGAAACGCCAGACAAGGCAGCGAGGAUGCAGAAAGUGCAGCUAGACGUGUUAUGGAGCAUGCUUUGCUGAAUGACGAGAAAGUACUUCAAGAGAUCCAGAAGUCACUAGAAGGAGACCAGACGUCAUUCCUGGAGAAUAAUGUGAAGAGUGCUGUAGCUUAAGAGACGUCUCUGGAAAGUUGAGGUGAGACUAAGAGUGAACUCACAUGUUGAUGUGUAUGAAGCGUACCGCAGUCCUGAAGCAGCACUCGCCUCCUGCUCGGCUCACACAACCACUACUGACCCCUGAACCCCUCGCCUCAGUGACUUACACCCCCCGUACAUCCCCUCCCUUUCAGAUCCCAACCGCUCCCUUGUAGAGGGACACCGAAAGGUGCUUAAUGAGCACCCCGAGGCUCCCUCCCGGUGCAGUAAGAGGGGUGGAGGUAGAGACACCGCCUGUGCCUAAAGACCACUCGCUGUACCCAAAUGAUCACAGCAUGGUCACAAACCGUUUUUGAACCCAAAGCCACAAGCAGCACAUUCCUGACAUCCCAUCGAGAUCCAACCAGCAUCUCCAGACUGCCAUAGAUGCCACGUUUGUUUGGACUUGAAUAGCAACCACACCAACUUCACUCUUGAAGCCUUUAUCACCGCCGGCCUUUUUGCGGGGAUUGUGCCAGUGGAAACGGAUCGUCCAAUCAGCACGCUCUCUGCUGUGCAAUCAUCUCCACCCGCGGACACACAGCUGGAAGGAACGUGGGCGAGGAUUUGAGUAAUGUUGAUGAAAACAUUUUAGAGCUUCAACUGUAUGUGAUUUGUGCCUGAUUUUUUUUAAUUUUUAUUUGAAGAAUAUUUAUACUGUGGGAGCCCAUUUUUGCCAAGAAAAGAGAAAACAAUAAGUUUAAAAAAAAAAACAAUUCAUGUUUGAGAUACUGCAUUAAAUUAUGACUUAUGGAGGACUUUUUUUAGUCAAAAUAUUCAGAUCGUAAGUCAAAAGUCUGGACUUUCUCACAAUUUAGACUAAGUUUAAUGAUCUAAGUAUAUAUAAUAUCUUAAUUGGUAUUAUCAUUGUACCUUAAGAGCCAUAAUUGUACUUAGUCAUAAUUUUGAUUUAGAAUCUCAUAGUUUUGACUUACCAUUAAAAUGUUUUUAUUUGGUAAAUCCCAUACUUAACUACUUGACUGAAUUUGACCUAUUAUAGUUUUUACUCUACGUCAUAACUUUUACGUAGUACUCUUUGUAACUCUUUUAACUGGAUCAAGUUUUUAGACCCAACCCAUUUUUCAGCUCGAAAUUGAUGCAAAACAAGUUACUAUUUCCUAAUCUUGCCUUGGUAAUGUUUUUAUUUUUAUGAAUCCUUCCAUGUCAUCAUUUUUUACCCUUUUCUUUGGUGCAAAUGAGCUUCCAUACUAUUGAGAAGAACUGUCAAGGGAAAUGUUUUCACGGAUGCCCUGAAGAGAGGAAAAAAAAGAUGCAAACGUUGUUUCAUGUAUGUUGAACUUGUUUUUUAUUUUCAGUCAUGAUUUACUAAAUGAUUCAAAAUAUAAUGUACCCCUGUAUACUGCUGACACAGCCCUCCCCCCUCCCGUCCACUCUAUACUUUGUAACCGGCCAUAGGUACUUCUCCACUACUGCGGAGCUCACAGUGCUGUACUUUUUUUGGGGGAACAGCUUUCUAUGGGGUUUGGUUUUUAAUUAUUUUUAUGUAAACCCUUUUUUAUGCCAGCAAUGAAUAAUGUAAUUUAGGAAUGUAAUUGUAAGCUAUUGUAGUGAAAUGUUUUUAAUAUAUACAGUAUGUAUGUGACUCAGUCUGUACCUGUGGGCCUGUUGUAACUGGGGUUGGCUGCUAUUUAGAUCGUACAAGGAAAUAUUUUGGUACUGUGUCUCAGAAUGCUGGGUAUUUAGCAUCAGCCUAGAAUAUAUUUUUGUAGUGAACUGAUUAAGAACCCUAAUUUUUUUUUAUUUUAUUUUUUUUUUAUUUGUAACUUCACACUACAGUUUUCUUGUGGAUAAUUAUUACAUGUUUUUUCCCAAGAA